AUGUCGGUUCGCUGGAAGCGCCUGGACCUGGACAACCUCGACGCGAUUAUGCUCGAGGUUGACGAAGUCAUUGACAAGUAUAGAGAAUGUCUGGUGGAGGACGGGACGGAGGGGACGCCGACGAAGCGGCUCAAGCGGUCGAUCGACGUCCGGCUGCUGCAGCUGGACCGGUUCGUGCGGAAGCACAGCGAGGAUGCGCGGAUCCACCUGCUGGAGCUGCUGCAGAGCAAGCUGCGCAAGGCGUUGACAGGAGACGUGGUGGAUGCAGCUGGCGGGGCGUAUGAGAAGAUCACGCUCACCUCGUUUGACGCGGACGAGACGGCGGGGUACGGGUCGAUGGGCGAGGAGCUGGGCCGGCCUGGGGCGGAGUUACAGACGCCGGCACGGGCAGGAGGGGCGGGGAGCGAGGCAUCGCCGGCGCCUGCGGGCGGGGCACUCUCGCCGGAGCAGCGUCGGAUUGUGCAGCAGCAGGACGAGCUGCGUGCGCAGCAGGAGGCGCUGGACAAGCAGCGCGAGCUUCUGGCCAAGCACCACGACGAGCGCAAGGCGCGGCUUGUGCAGCGUGAGAUGGCCAAGACCUCGCUGACCAACGCGUCGAUGGCGUCGAUGGCGCAGGUCGCCGAGGCCGAGGCCGAGCCAGCGGCGGCAGCGGACGCCGGUUCGCUCGACCUCUCACGGGCACACACAGAUCGCAUCCGGCAGCAGCAGGCGCUCCUCCAGCAGCAGGAGGACAUGCUUGCGCAGCUUCGCGAGCAGCAGCAGCUGAUGCAGGACCAGCUGAAUGUGGACGCCCCCGGCCCGCCGUCCUCGUCGGCCGGCGCGCACGGCUCGCCGGCGCCCUCGCAAGCGACCAAGCCCCCGGCGUUCGACGGCCCGCUGCCCAACGGUUACGAACUCAAGACCCGCCCGCCGCCAGGCCUCAACUCGACGCUGACCGGCGUCCGCAAGCGCGGCCGUGUCCUCAUCCGCGAGUACCUCGUCACCCUCACCCCGCAGCAGUACGCCGAGCUCCGCGAGCGCCGCAAGCAGCUGAUGUCCGGCAAGGCAACAGGCGCCUCCAACUUUGCCCUCAAGCCCUUCCUCAAGCGCGGCUCCGGCAAGCCAGCGUACUCGACUGCGUCCAAGAAGCCUGCGUACCAGCGCCAGGCCACUUACGAGUCGCCGUACCUCAACUCGAACGGGCCCUACGUCGACUCGUCCUGGCUCGACCACCACUUCCGCAAGGACGAGCCGCGCAAGUGGGUCUCCUCGCGCGGCUUUGAGCGCAUCAUCAACCCAACGCCCGUGUCCGUGCCCCUGCUAAGCGCGACGGCACCUCGGCCUCGUGCUCCGCCGGCAGCGGCGGUGACGGCGACACGGACGAUGGCGACUGGCUGCGGCGUGCUGGGCCAUGGCUGGACGACGUCCGAGGUGUUUGCGGCUGCGGCCGGCCGGCGGGCGCUGAGCACGGCUGCAGUUGCCGGCGUGGCUGCGCUGGCGCGGCCGAGCGUGAGCAGGCCGGCGGUGACGGCGGGUGGCUGGCCGCGUGCGCCCGCACGGACCAUGUUUGUGCGGACAGAGGCGACGCCCAACCCGGCGUCGCUCAAGUUCCUGCCCACCGAGCCGCUGAUGGAGGCCGGGGCGCGGCCUGUCGAGUUCAACAACCUGGGCGAAGGCCGGGCCUCGCCGCUCGCCUCGUCGCUCUUCCUCAUUCCGGGUGUCAAAUCGGUCUUCUUUGCCGCCGACUUUGUCACCGUCACCAAGGACGAGACCGCCGAGUGGGCCACCCUCAAGCCCGAGAUCUUUGCCGCCCUCAUGGACUUUUUCGCCUCGGGCGCUCCGCUCUUCCGCGAGGGCGAGGCUGCUCCGGCGGACUCGUCUGCCGCAGACACCGAGCCGCAAGACGACGACUCGGAGGUGGUCCUCAUGAUCAAGGAGCUGCUCGACACCCGCAUCCGCCCCUCAGUCCAGAUGGACGGCGGCGACGUCGUCUAUCGCGGUUUCUCCGACGAUGGCGUCGUCUUUUUGCAGCUCAAGGGCUCGUGCCAGGGCUGCCCCUCGUCGUCGGUCACCCUCAAGCAGGGCAUCCAAGGCCUGCUCAUGCACUUUAUCCCCGAGGUUGAGGCCGUCGAGGAGGUCUCGGACGAGCUUGAUGAGGUCAACAUGGAAGCCUUUAUGAAGCUCGAGGCCGAGAUGGAGGCCAAGAGGGCCGCUACUGCCGCCGAGUAG
Messenger RNA from Thecamonas trahens ATCC 50062, 2208 nucleotides. RefSeq names its product HIRA-interacting protein 5. The coding region runs from base 1 to 2208 and encodes 735 amino acids. Gene Ontology annotation, biological process: iron-sulfur cluster assembly. The record is from RefSeq and is a predicted model, not a curated record. NCBI's taxonomy places the organism in Eukaryota, Apusomonadida, Apusomonadidae. Gene Ontology annotation, molecular function: iron ion binding; iron-sulfur cluster binding. The transcript has 3 exons.